Messenger RNA from Podarcis raffonei (Aeolian wall lizard), 2719 nucleotides. RefSeq names its product iroquois homeobox 4 (gene IRX4). The transcript has 7 exons. The record is from RefSeq and is a predicted model, not a curated record. Lineage: Eukaryota; Metazoa; Chordata; Lepidosauria; Squamata; Lacertidae. Gene Ontology annotation, cellular component: nucleus. Gene Ontology annotation, molecular function: RNA polymerase II cis-regulatory region sequence-specific DNA binding; DNA-binding transcription factor activity, RNA polymerase II-specific. Bases 612 to 2039 code for a protein of 475 amino acids. Gene Ontology annotation, biological process: neuron differentiation; cell development; regulation of transcription by RNA polymerase II.
GAGCGAGCAAGCGAGCGAGCGAGGGCAGCGUUGGAAAGUGUUAAUCAGGAGGAGGAAAAGGCGCGCGGUAAGCGCAGCUCUGCACUCGAACGUCACUCCGGUGCAGGGGGUUAGUGAAGUGACUGUGGCGCCUGGGGACUGGAGGCACUCACUCGUCGGACUGACUCCAGUCAGGUAUUCCAUACACUGAGCAAUGUCUCCAUUAGCGCGCUGCUGUGGCUGCUGCUCUCUCCAAAGCGAGCCGCUGCGAGCGAGGCGAAAAGACGCGGCCACCCUUUGCCAUGGACAAGCUCUCGCCAGGAGAUCCUAGGCGCAGCCCGGCGUGAUUGCAGCCCCUAGGAAGCUCGGAUUAUCCAUCACUCGGGGCCACACGGCACAGCGAGGCAGCCUGCGGAGCUCGCGGAUCCAGCGCCUCUCCUGGUUGUUCCUGGAGCCUGGGAGACCCCCGUGGCCAUGUCCUACCCCCAGUUCGGAUACCCCUACUCGUCUGCACCCCAGUUGACAAGUGUGAACUGGAACUAGGUUCCCCCCCUCCCCAACCGAUCUUUAAAUUUCUCCCCGAUCCACAAACCAGUUAAGCCACUGGGUUUAACAUAAUAUAUAAGUUCCUGAUGACCACCAACUCCUUGACCACUUGCUGUGAGACCACCGGCAGGACCCUCACGGACUCUGGGGCCGCAGCCUCGGCUCAGACCCCCGUCUAUUGCCCCGUGUACGAGAGCAGGCUGCUAGCCACGGCCAGGCACGAGCUCAACUCGGCAGCUGCCCUGGGAGUCUAUGGGAGUCCCUACACGAACACGCAAGGCUAUGGCAACUACGUGACCUACGGGACGGAGGCGUCGGCUUUCUACUCCUUGAACAGCUUUGAUUCGAAGGAUGGGAGCGGAUCUGCGCAUGCGGGAAUCACCCAGGCGGCUGCAUACUAUCCAUACGACCACACGCUCAGUCAGUAUCAAUAUGACAGAUAUGGUACCAUGGAUGGAGGGACGCGGAGGAAAAACGCCACUCGGGAGACCACCAGCACGCUGAAGGCCUGGCUGCAGGAGCACCGCAAGAACCCCUACCCGACCAAAGGCGAGAAGAUCAUGCUGGCCAUCAUCACCAAGAUGACCCUCACGCAGGUCUCCACCUGGUUCGCCAACGCCAGGAGGAGGCUCAAGAAGGAGAACAAGAUGACCUGGCCCCCCAGGAACAAGUGUGCGGACGAAAAGAGACCCUACGAGGACGAGGACGAGGGAGAGGGUCAAGGGGAGAGCUUGAAGAAUGAGAAACUCGAGGAGCCGGCCAGCAAGGAGGACAAAGAGUUGGGCCUCAGCGACCUGGACGACUACGACCCGCUGGAGUCGGAGAGCUCCGAGGGCGAGCUGAAGGCUGCGGCUUUCGGCCACGCGGAGGGGGAAGCGUGCGCCACCGAGGCCUGCAAGGAUCCCUCCUCCUUGGGCGCCGGCGCAGCCCCGCUGGAAAGCCCCCUCGAGCGGGCAAAGAGCUGCCUCAAGGACCCGACGGCGGGCGCGGAGGGCUGCGAGGCGGCGGAGCUGCUGAGCGCGCGGCAGAGGAGCUGCGAGGCCAAGUCGUGUUACCAGCAGCAGCAGCUCCUGGAGGCGUCCAGCAAGCCGAGGAUUUGGUCCCUGGCGCACACGGCCACCUCGCUCAACCAGGCCGAGUACCCGUCGUGCAUGCUGAAGCGCCAGCAGGGGGCGUCCAGUGCCUCUAGCGCCGCGCCGGCCCCGACGGCUGGGGGCGUCUUGGAGAGGCACCCGAAGGAUUCCCCCGUCACCAACCUCAGGAACUGGGUUGACGGCGUGUUCCACGACCCGCUCUUCCGGCACAGUACUUUGAACCAGGCCUUGAGCAGCACCGCAGUGUCUUGGGCUACCACCAAAGGCUCCCUCUUGGAGACGGGGGCCCUGGGGCGCUCGCUGGGCGGCGGCGCCACCGCCGUGCUCAAAGGGCAGCUGGCAGGCCUGGCUGCGCCCCAGGACUCCGGCAAAGACUUUCUGGCUUUCCCCAAAGCAGGCAGCAAAAUGUUCUGCUCCUAACGACCGACGCCCGCCCCGUCCGCCUCCCUGGGACAGGCCGGGGGAGGGAGGCAAGACGGUGGAAUGGGAGGGCAGACAGGCCGGGCCCCGAGGGACUGAGCGGCGGGAGGUGGAGAGACACAUGCAGAGAGAGAAAGACUUGGGAGAGAGUUUCCGUUCCAAACCAGAGACGUUUUUUCCGUCGCAAAAACCGAGCAAGGAUUUUAAAAGUUGCUGGUAUAAGGAGAGAGAACAAAAAGACUGUCACUUGGCUGCAGCCUCAAGGGAUCAAUGUCUUCACGGUUAUUUAAGUCCAUAGCACGUUCCACUAGUUUAUAGAGGCGUCCUUCUGCGUUUACCUUGCAAAGUUUACCAGGCGCGAGAUUCGAAUUCAGCUUCUUGGGGAGGGAGUUGUUUGUCUAUUCUGUUUUUCCCCCUCCCUUUUUUUUCCUUUUUCUAAAAAACAAAAAAAUUGAUUUGUGGCAUGCCAAUUUUAGUUUCUUCUUCGAACUUCCCUACCCACCCCCCGCCCUCCCCUUCUCAUCGUUAGCAUCUCACCCACACAAAAAACAGCACUUCUUCCACCAAGUUGACACCAUUGUCCGCACACGUGCACACACCGAAUUUGAACUUGAGAAAUAAGCUAUGUCGAAAAGGUAUGUUCACUCCAAAUAAAUUGUCUGUCUCUCAGAGGUACCCGA